AUGUUCAACAAACUAUUUUUUCAUAACCUUACACAGUGUUUCAGUACAAAUCGAACUAUAUUUUCUAGAAGGAAACUCUUGCUUCUAAGCAAAAGAAAAUAUUCUGAAGACCUAAUACUAGGAUUAGAGACAUCUUGCGACGACACCGGUUGCGCAAUCGUAAAUAAUAAAGGCGAAUUAUUAUCUGAAUCCCUACAUUCACAGAAUUUAAUGCAUUUGCGAAAUGGAGGGAUAAUUCCAGAUAUUGCGCGAGAUUUACAUUCUAUGUUUGUUGAACCAGUCGUAACCGAAACAUUGAGGAAUGCAAAAGUAUCAAUGGAUUCUAUAGUAGCUAUAGCAGUGACGGUAAAACCGGGGCUUCCUCUUAGCCUUGCAGUGGGUAUGAAGUAUGCAAAAUAUUUAGCCCGUAAAUAUAAUAAGCCAAUAAUUCCUAUCCACCACAUGGAAGCUCAUGCCUUAGCUGCUAGAAUGCAACAUAACAUAACAUUUCCAUACUUAACAUUGCUAAUAUCUGGUGGGCACUGUUUGUUGGCUGUUGUUCAAGAUGUUACACAUUUUAAACUACUUGGUGAAAGUAUAGAUAUGGGACCUGGUGAAAUGUUCGAUAAAGUUGCUAGAAGAAUGAAAUUAAGAAAUAUUCCUGAAUAUUCAAAAACGUGUGGAGGACAAGCAGUUGAAAUAGCAGCAUCCAAAGCUACUAAUCCCCAAAUUUUUAAACUUCCUUUGCCUCUAAGUGAUUAUAAAGAUUGUAAUUUUAGUUUUAAUGGCCUUAAAACAUCAGUGUUAUUACAUCUGCACAGAAAAGAAAGAGAACAUGAAAUAACUGCAGAUAAAUUAAUACCAGAGGUAAAUGAUUUAUGUGCAGCUAUGUUAAUGGCUACAUCUAGACACUUAGUUCAUCGGACUCAGAGAGCUAUGGAGUUUUGCCAACAAAAUAAUUUAAUACCCGAUAAUAAUAAGCAACUCAUAGUAUCAGGUGGAGUUGCAUGUAAUAAUUAUAUUUUUAGUACUCUUACAUUGUUGUGCCAUGAAUUUAAUUAUAAUAUUUAUAGGCCAUCACCAAAAUUAUGUACAGAUAAUGGUGUAAUGAUAGCAUGGAAUGGUUUAGAAAAAUGGAGGAAAAGAUUAGAUAUUGUAAAUAAUUUAAAUACUAUAGACAUUGAAGGUACUAGUCAAUUAGGUGAAAGUCUUAUAUCAAGAGUUGUAGAAGCAAGAAUACCUAUAAAAUUGAUGAAAAUAAAAGUAAGGGCUUAA
Parnassius mnemosyne (clouded apollo) is the source of this 1254-nucleotide messenger RNA. The record is from the annotation of a GenBank genome assembly. NCBI's taxonomy places the organism in Eukaryota, Metazoa, Arthropoda, Insecta, Lepidoptera, Papilionidae.